Phyllopteryx taeniolatus (common seadragon) is the source of this 2609-nucleotide messenger RNA. RefSeq names its product solute carrier family 25 member 10b (gene slc25a10b). Gene Ontology annotation, biological process: succinate transmembrane transport; mitochondrial transport; oxaloacetate transport. The coding region runs from base 333 to 1193 and encodes 286 amino acids. The transcript has 11 exons. Gene Ontology annotation, cellular component: mitochondrial membrane. The record is from RefSeq and is a predicted model, not a curated record. Gene Ontology annotation, molecular function: oxaloacetate transmembrane transporter activity; succinate transmembrane transporter activity; antiporter activity. NCBI's taxonomy places the organism in Eukaryota, Metazoa, Chordata, Actinopteri, Syngnathiformes, Syngnathidae.
CGGCGUCCACUCGGUCAAUUGGCUGCUCGCGAUUUCAGCUGCUUCCUGGAUCACUGCAGAUCGUGGCCGCGUACCGUGCACGCACGCACGCGCGCGCGCACGCUUCGUCUCCAUAAGUAUGUGACGGGAGUGUGCGCGGUACAUCUGGAGCCAAAGUGCACGCCUCUUAUCGGAAUGUUUGAAGAUUAACGAGGCUAUCGGCGUGUCCGCGGACGUGCAACUGCUACUCCUACUCGGAGCGUCGGCGUAGAGCAGAGAGCCCAUACAGGCGGACGGACUCACGAAGGCGGCCACCGCUGUAGCCGCACCACGCGACUGUACAGGACGCAGCCAUGACCGAGAAACGGAUGUCGCGGUGGUAUUUCGGCGGGUUGGCGUCCUGUGGCGCCGCAUGCUGCACGCAUCCUCUGGAUCUCCUCAAGGUGCACCUACAAACACAGCAGGAGGUAAAGAAGAGGAUGUUUGGCAUGGCUGUUCACGUGGUGAACAACAAUGGAGUGCUUGCUCUCUACAAUGGCCUUUCUGCUUCCCUUUGCAGACAGAUGUCCUAUUCCCUGACCAGAUUUGCCAUCUAUGAGACUGUAAGGGACGUGAUUGGAAACAAAAGCAAGGGCCCCAUGCCUUUCUACCAAAAGGUCUUGUUGGGAGCUUUUGGAGGUUUUACUGGGGGCUUUGUUGGCACGCCAGCAGACAUGGUGAAUGUCAGGAUGCAAAAUGACAUGAAACUACCAGCAGAACUGAGGAGAAACUACAAACAUGCCAUCGAUGGGCUCUUCAGAGUCUUCAGAGAAGAGGGUGUGAGGAAGCUCUUCUCGGGGGCCACCAUGGCAUCCAGCAGAGGAGCCUUGGUCACUGUGGGACAGUUGGCAUGUUAUGACCAGGCCAAGCAGCUUGUUUUGGGAACGGGGAUGCUGGGGGACAACAUGUUCACACACUUCCUCUCCAGCUUCAUUGCUGGAGGUUGUGCUACGUUCCUUUGUCAGCCACUUGAUGUCCUAAAGACGAGACUCAUGAACUCAAAGGGAGAGUACACCGGGGUACGACAUUGCUUACAAGAAACUGCCAAGUUGGGUCCCCUGGCAUUUUAUAAGGGCCUUGUGCCUGCAGGCAUCCGCUUGAUUCCUCAUACAGUGCUCACAUUCAUCUUCCUGGAGCAGCUGAAAAAGAACUUUGGGAUUCGCAUCAUCUCCUGAUGGCAGAGUGUGACUGGCUAUUAUUCAGCAAUUCUGCCGUGGUCAUCAGAAGAACGGAAGAGGGGAUGCAACACAUGUUGGAUGGCUCGGCCAUGUUGCUUCCUCUUGUUCUACCUCUGCCUUAUGUAAUGGCGUGAAGCGGAGUGUUUGCACAUCCUGAGGGAUAAGUACUGGAACAAACUUUAUGAAAAUUUAAGGCUUUGGUGCCAGGAUUACUGGAAUAGCCUGCUACCAUAAGAAAAAACAAACAUGCCCUGUAUGAUUGCAGGUACGCAAUGUUGUCUUUUAAUUUAAUUAUUUCAAGCCUCUGUUGGUACUUGUUUAUGAAAACGACUGACUUAAUUGGGACUUAAAUGAAUUCCCGGUCUCCUUAUUUAGACUUGGAUUCAUUACAUUGAUCCAUUAGUGCGCUUUAAAGCCUCCUUUUGGGGCGCAGGUGAGGAAAAAUGUGUCAAUAAUGGACUGCUGUCGAAAUAGUAUAUGCCAGGGGGAAAAAAAGUGCCAUAUUAGGCUAACACAGUAUUGGCAGGUAAAUAGCAGAUGCAUUGUAAACAAAUACAGCUAAACUAAAUAUGUCUAAUCAAAUAUGUGACUGCAUACUAUUCAUUCCCGUCAGUACUGACCAAGUUUCCCACUAUUGUUAGUGUUGUACUUAUUAUUUUAGAACUGGAAAUCAAGUAGAAGUCUAGCAAGCAUUGUGGCGUCAUUCCAUCAAUAUGGUGUUAAUUCAAUCUAAUCUUUCAGGAGCGGACCAAGUUGUCUCAUUCUUAACGUCAGCUGACGUUCUAAUAAUGGUACACUUGGAAGCCCCCUCACUCUUUCCCCAAUUUUCAAGGUGACUUCUGAAUAGAAAAGUUGAAGAACCUAUUAAUGGAAAAGUACAGAAGUGGUACAUGUAGUGUUUAAUGUCAAACUAAUAGCAUUUCAAUGUAAUGACUUUAGAUUCUACAAUUUUUGAGAAUGGCUUUUUAUUAUAACCUUUGACUCGUGAAUGAAACUGCUCGACACGUUUUGGAAUUUCAAAUGUUACUUGUUAAAAGAGAGCAUUUGUUGUACGUGCCAUCAGUGAUGAACUGUCGUGAAGAUUUGCCCAUUUUUCCGCUUAAAUGGGAAUCCUUGUCCUGUUGCCUUACUGUCUAUGUCUUACUGGGGUAGUGUAACAGUGUGAUUGGGUUCAAUCCCAUCACCCUGAACUCUACUCCGAUGGGCAUCCCAACAGCCUUGCACCUUCAUCCCAGGAUAGAUUUUUAAAGAACCACCAGCUUGACUUGUGCUGCAUGUCCUUGAUAAUGUGACCUACAGAUCAGCCUUACUCACUCACCUUUAUGAACACACACGUUGCUAUGUGUGUUCUUUAUGCGUUUUUAUUGCAAUUAAAUGAUUUAACUUUUUAAUUAAAACACCCGUAAAGGAAAA